Molecule: messenger RNA, 918 nt
Organism: Sporisorium graminicola
Lineage: Eukaryota; Fungi; Basidiomycota; Ustilaginomycetes; Ustilaginales; Ustilaginaceae
Exons: 1
Coding region: 1-918 (305 amino acids)
Biological process (GO): mitochondrial L-ornithine transmembrane transport
Molecular function (GO): L-ornithine transmembrane transporter activity
Source: RefSeq, a predicted model, not a curated record
AUGGCCGAGCUCAACACACUUCCAAAGGACCCGCUCCUUUCGCAAGGCCAGAAGGAUGUGCUGGCCGGAACCGUCGGUGGGAUCGCCCAAGUGCUGGUCGGUCAACCGCUGGAUAUCCUCAAAGUGCGACUGCAGACUUCGCCGCCGGGGACAUAUACGGGGAUGGUGGACUGUGCCACGCGCAUCGUGCGCAACGAAGGCCCGCUGGCAUUCUACAAGGGCACGCUCACGCCUUUGCUCGGUGUAGGCGCGUGUGUCAGUAUCCAGUUCGGCGUAGUGGAAGCUCUGAAGCGACACUUUAGCGCGUCGAAUGUUGCGUCAGGACGCAGCGGCGAGCUGAGCUAUUCGCAGUUCUACCUUGCAGGUGGUAUUGCUGGUGUGGCCAACAGCGUGGUUGCCGGCCCUGUCGAGCACGUCCGUAUCCGCCUGCAGACGCAGCCCUCGCCGCCGCUCUACCGCGGCCCGGUCGACUGCAUCCGCCAAAUAUACACCCAGAGCGGGCCGUUCCACGGCGUGUUCCGGGGCCAGAUCCCCACGUUCGCGCGCGAGUUCCACGGCAUGGGCAUGUACUUCCUCACCUACGAAGCGCUCGUCCAGUACAAACUCAGCAAAGACAAGCUGGCUCGCAACGAGCUGCCCAGCACAUACGCCAUGUUCGCCGGCGCCAUGGCCGGUUACGGCCUCUGGCUCACUGCCUACCCCGCCGACAUUAUCAAGAGCAAGCUGCAGACCGACUCGCUCAACCCGGCAAACCGCAAGUACAAGGGUACUCUCGACUGCAUCCAGCAGACCUUCAAACAGGACGGCAUCCGCGGAUUCUUCAGGGGCCUCUUGCCCACGCUCGUUAGGAGUCCGUUCGCGAAUGCCGCCACGUUUGUCGCUUUCGAAUGGGCCGCUCGAACUUUGCGCGAGGUGUAG